AUGAAAAAACUUUUAUUAUUGAUUGCAACAUUUCUAACAUGUACUCUAGCACAGGUUCCAGGUUUUGGAUGGGGUCCAGAUUAUUCACCGAUGGCCGAUUUCGAUUUGGAUAGAUAUCAAGGUGUUUGGUACGAAGCCGAAAGAUAUUUUACAGUUUUGGAAGCCGGAAGUAGAUGCGUGAGAAGUAAUUAUACAAAAGGUUCCGAUGGUAAAUUUAGAGUAUCCAACGAAAUAACAAACAGAUUAACCGGAAUAAGACGAGUACUCGAUGGUGUCGUACAAAAUAUCGGUAAAGGAGGUGAAGGAAAAAUAUCAGUCAAAUACAACACACUUCCAGUACCUGUUGAUACUCAAUAUUCGGUACUCGAUACCGAUUAUGAUAAUUAUUCGGUUGUUUGGUCUUGCAGUUCAUUGGGACCUUUAAAUACUCAAAAUGCUUGGGUCAUGACCCGUGAAAGACUUGCACCCGGUAAAACACUUCAAACCGCCUACGGCAUUUUAGAUAAAUACAAAAUAAGCAGAACAUUUUUCGUUAAAACCGAUCAAAACGAUUGUUUGUUUAGCGAACCGUUAACAGCCGAACCUCCAGUUGAUACACCGGAAGACGAAGUCAACGAAAAACAAAAAAAAGAAACAAACGACAAUUCGGUAAGAGCCGAUGUUACUACUUCCGUUAAGGAACCAUCGACGACGAGAGUCGAACAACAAGUUCAAGAUCCAGUUAAUGUUAAACAGGGACAAGUAGAACAACAAACCCUCGUCCAACAAUUGGAUAACGUCGAACACAAAUACAAACCCGUCGUUGUACACACUUUAAAUGCAGAAUCCACGCAAUUUCCGGUUGUUCAUCAAGUAGAAACCGCUCCAAAAGUCGAAACCGUUUAUUUGGAACCACUCAAACAAGAUGAUGGCGAAUCAUCAUCAUCCGUUCAAAAAGUUUCCGAAAAAGUAGUAAACCUAGAAAAAAAUCCUAAAUAA
This is a messenger RNA of Pediculus humanus corporis (human body louse), 978 nucleotides long. Its product is annotated as Apolipoprotein D precursor, putative. The transcript has 5 exons. Lineage: Eukaryota; Metazoa; Arthropoda; Insecta; Psocodea; Pediculidae. The coding region runs from base 1 to 978 and encodes 325 amino acids. Gene Ontology annotation, molecular function: pigment binding. The record is from RefSeq and is a predicted model, not a curated record.